CUCCUCCGUGUAACUGAUUUGGGAGUUUCAGCUCAGCUGGGUUUCAAGCAACACAGCACAAGCAUGGCCACUCGUUCGCUGCUCUCCGUUGUCAAAAAUCGCUCUUUCACUUCGCGCAUAAUUCCUCAUCAUCGUUCACUUAAGACGUUGGUUGUGGCUGAACAUGAAGGAGGAUAUAUCAAGAGUUCAACAUUAAGUGCGAUAGAGGCAGCUAAAUAUUUGGGCGAUGAUAAUUUUAUAUCUUUAUUACUUGCUGGAUCAGGUCCUUCAAUUAAGGAAACUGUUUCACGUGCUGCAUCAUGUCAUGCUUCUGUUUCUCAGGUUCUUAUUGCUGAUUCUGAAAAAUUUACGAAUCCUCUAGCAGAACCAUGGGCUAAGCUAGUCCAGUUGGUUCAUCAGAAAGCUAGCUACUCACAUAUAAUCUCAGCAUCAAGUUCAUUUGGAAAAAACAUACUACCCCGUGCAGCUGCCCUUCUGGAUGUUUCUCCAAUUACUGAUGUCACUGAAAUUUCAGGGUCUAAUCUCUUUGUCAGGCCAACAUAUGCAGGAAAUGCUCUUUCUACUGUCCGCUAUAAUGGCCACACUCCUUGUAUGUUGACCAUAAGGGCUCCAUCUUUUCCGGCUGGUUCAGUGGCAGCUAGUUCAAAACCUGUGGCUGCACCUAUUGACCAGGUUGAUAUUUCUACCUUGAAUGAAGAUGGUGCAGUUGGUAAAUCAAGAUAUAUACAGCUUUGCUCUCAAAAUGAGGAGCGCCCAGAUUUGGGAAAUGCACGCAUUGUGGUUACAGGUGGACGGGCUCUGAAAAGUGCCGAGAAUUUUAAAAUGAUAGAGAAGCUUGCAGAGAAACUUGGGGCAGCAGUUGGUGCAACUCGGGCAGCGGUUGAUGCAGGAUAUGUUCCUAAUGAUCUCCAGGUUGGGCAGACUGGUAAGAUUGUUGCUCCAGAAUUAUACAUGGCAUUUGGUGUUUCUGGAGCCAUCCAACACAUAGCUGGCAUGCGAGAUUCCAAAUUCAUUGUUGCUGUUAACAAAGAUGCUGAUGCGCCCAUAUUCCAGGUCGCAGACUACGGGCUUGUAGGAGACCUUUUCGAGAUCAUACCGGAGUUGUUAGAGAAACUCCCCGAGAAGAAGUAGAAGCCAAACAACACAUUAGAAAGUAUGUCUCUUGUCUUGGAAUGAGCACUUCCCCCCUGAGAGAAAUCUGUACUAUCUUUAUUCUUUUAUACUAAUAAAAUCGUCUCUUGGAUGAGCAAGCAUCUCUCUUCCCUGUUAUUGUGGCAAGAUGGUACAUGUAACAUGUUUAAUAGAUGACUGCAAUUUUUCAUCUCAUUGGGAGUCACAUUUUCAGAACUUAGCGAGGACAUUAAUUCUAUGUGCAUUAGUAAGUUAAGGAAGUAAUCAAGUAUGUAUGAACAAAUAUUGUAUUUAACU
This is a messenger RNA of Cuscuta campestris, 1428 nucleotides long. The record is from the annotation of a GenBank genome assembly. NCBI's taxonomy places the organism in Eukaryota, Viridiplantae, Streptophyta, Magnoliopsida, Solanales, Convolvulaceae.